AUGGCAGACACGGCAGACACGAGUGAGUUGGCCAAAGGCUACACCCUCGUCAACGACACGCAGUACGCAACGGGGCUGUUCCUCCUCGACAAGCUGGCUGUUGUCCCCGGCGAGCGCGUCCUUGACGUCGGCUGCGGACCGGGCAACAUCACUGCCCACAUCGCCGACCUCGUCACCCCUGGCGGCGGCCUCGUCGUCGGCGUCGACCCCAGCCCGGAGCGCAUCGCCCUCGCCCGCAAGCUGGAGCGCCCGAACCUCGAGUUCCACGUCGGCCGCGCCGAGGACCUGUCGCGCUUCGCCGCCGCCAGUUUCGACGUCAUCUACGUCAACUCAACCUUCCACUGGGUCCAGGACCAGCCCGCCGCCGCCGCCGAGUUCGCCCGCGUGCUGCGCCCCGGCGGCCGCCUGGGCAUCUCGGGCGGCUCUGGCGACUUCGUCGCCGCCCACGAGGUCAUCAAGGCCGACGUGCUAGCCCGCCCGCCCUACAGAGAUUACCCGGACCACGGCAGCGGGCCGCGGUUUCUCAAGCGCGCCGAGCUCGAGAGCAUCCUCGGCACUGCGGGCUUCGGUGAGAAGACCAUCGUCGUGAACAAGAUUGUCAAGACCGCCAAGGACGGCUACGCCAUGAUCGACUGGCUGGACACGAGCUCGUCGGGGAAGACCUACGGCGGCAUCCCGCUCGAGAUGCGCCCGCGGGCGCGGGAGGAGAUGAAGCUGGAAUGGGACAAGAUCACCACUGACGAGGGCAUCCGCAUGGACAUGGAACUGCUGGUGACUGUAGCUAUUAGAGACUAA
Colletotrichum graminicola M1.001 is the source of this 795-nucleotide messenger RNA. Its product is annotated as methyltransferase domain-containing protein. Gene Ontology annotation, molecular function: S-adenosylmethionine-dependent methyltransferase activity. Bases 1 to 795 code for a protein of 264 amino acids. The record is from RefSeq and is a predicted model, not a curated record. The transcript has a single exon. Lineage: Eukaryota; Fungi; Ascomycota; Sordariomycetes; Glomerellales; Glomerellaceae.